GUCUUGCAAGGAGCGAACAUUUGCACUCUGGACUUUCUUAACAGCAGCCAAGAUAUUAGAGGAGCCUAAUGACGGUUAAGAUAGCGCUAGCACAUCGGACUUUUCGUUCGACAAAACUCUGGGGUAACUCGGGCAAUUAUAACCAGCAGCAAUUAUCGGUUUAGGAGGCUGCGUCUGCAGCACACGAAAUAUCAGGCAGGACACAAGCCAAGAGUAUCGUUUUAUGUAUCAUUUUUAUGCAGACAUUGGGAUUUUGGUCUUUUAACUUGAGUCAAGGUAAAAAAAAACAGACGGGAGUAAAAAUUCAUGAUAUCAUUUGUAUUUCAAUUUGCAAAUAUUUAAAGCGAAAUUUAACUGGAAAAUUAAGCUUCAUGAACAAAGAACAUCAUUCGAGAGGUUGUGAGUCUGAAGAAUAUCGCUGAAAGUUUAAGACGAAGACCUCAGGGUUCCGGAGCUACACAUCGACUCAUGGUUCCAGAGUAACAUUUAAGUCAUCAUAGCUUCUCACUGUCAAACCCAGCCGUACAAACGCACUGAACGAAUGGCCAUAAAGUCAGUUGAAUUGAACAAGUUCGUGAGGCCCAACGUAGAAUCAACGGCACCGCGAUGAAUUUUUGUCGUUUCGGCGGGUGGCCGCAGCUCCUGAUGGCGGUUCUGCUCUGCACGGCCGCAAGUGCCAAUCCUACCGAUAGCACCGAGCCGUGCGCAGAAGGCCAGUUCGAGUGCGCCAACGGCCGCUGCAUUCCCAUGGACUACAAGUGCGACGACGACGACGACUGUCUCGAUGGCAGCGAUGAACUCGAGUGUAUUGGACUCCCGUGCGGGGAGAACGAGUUCCGAUGUGCCAACUAUCGCUGCAUCCCGACGCGCCUCAGGUGCGACGGCGACGACGACUGCCGUGAUGGCAGCGACGAGCUUAACUGCACCCUUCCUGGCAAUGUCUGCACUAUCAAUCAGUUUCAGUGCAAGAAUGGCAACUGCAUCAAGGCUCUCUACCGCUGUGACAACGAAAAUGAUUGUCAGGAUUCGAGCGAUGAGGAAAACUGUGCCGAUGUCCCGUGCGGCGAAGGCAAGUUCAAGUGCGCCAACCAUCGCUGCAUCAAAGGGCGCUACAGGUGCGACGGCGACAACGAUUGCCUUGAUGGAAGCGAUGAACUUAACUGCACCCUUGUCCAGUGCGGCGAAGACAAGUUUAAGUGCGCCAACCAUCGCUGCAUCAGCGCGCGCUACAGGUGCGACGGCGACAACGACUGCCGUGAUGGCAGCGAUGAACUUGACUGCACCCUACCUGGCAGUGCCUGCAUGAUAACUCAGUUUGAGUGCAAGAAUGGCAACUGCAUCAGAGCCAGCUACGUCUGUGACGGCGAUAACGACUGCAGCGAUAUGAGUGACGAGGAAAACUGUCCCGAAAGUUGAGGCGUCUGGUCCAGGUUCUCCAGCUCUCAUCCGGUUAUACUGUUUCAUUGACGCACAUUUGACAACGACCAACAUGCAAUACAAAUAAACAUACUCCUACAUCCCGCUUCUAUACAGUGCUUUCAUAAAACUUUCAUCACUGUACUGUUAUCAGCUUCAACACUGUUAGAAAAAUGACCGUUAACGGUAUUACCGGUGUUUCAGCGGCC
Messenger RNA from Hyalella azteca, 1625 nucleotides. RefSeq names its product low-density lipoprotein receptor-related protein 4. The record is from RefSeq and is a predicted model, not a curated record. The transcript is spliced from 10 exons. Gene Ontology annotation, molecular function: protein binding. The coding region runs from base 607 to 1416 and encodes 269 amino acids. NCBI's taxonomy places the organism in Eukaryota, Metazoa, Arthropoda, Malacostraca, Amphipoda, Hyalellidae.